Heterobilharzia americana is the source of this 339-nucleotide messenger RNA. NCBI's taxonomy places the organism in Eukaryota, Metazoa, Platyhelminthes, Trematoda, Strigeidida, Schistosomatidae. The record is from the annotation of a GenBank genome assembly.
UCAGAAGGAGGACAAAGAGGAAAUGUGGGAUUCUCUCUCUGAUGACUCGUGAAAAGUCCGAUAGUCUGGCGGAAUCAAAUCUGCCCAAAGCUGAAUGUCUGUCGGAUUACUUUGGUGAAGUCUACUCUGUAGAUCAUGACAACAGUGCUCAACGGUGGUGUCAGCACUGCGCCACUAAUAGAUACAGUGUUCACAACAAAAGAAAGAGUCUUACAGUUGCUGAACCUCAAACCUGGAAAUUCCCUGGGUCUCAAUCAGUUACGUCCCAGGCUUCUAUCUUCGUUAGCAGACAUCAUUACUGAGCCAGUCACGGAUCUUUUCAAUAUUUCCCUAACUCAG